Messenger RNA from Anolis carolinensis (green anole), 1093 nucleotides. RefSeq names its product heat shock factor binding protein 1 (gene hsbp1). The record is from RefSeq and is a predicted model, not a curated record. Lineage: Eukaryota; Metazoa; Chordata; Lepidosauria; Squamata; Anolidae. The coding region runs from base 112 to 357 and encodes 81 amino acids. The transcript is spliced from 4 exons. Gene Ontology annotation, molecular function: transcription corepressor activity. Gene Ontology annotation, biological process: cellular heat acclimation. Gene Ontology annotation, cellular component: nucleus; cytosol.
UGCAUUUCCGCUCCUUUCCGGCCUUCCGGAUCUCGCGAGAAUUUCCCGAGAGAGAGAGAGCGAGGCGUCGGGAGGGCUCCGGAAGCGAAGAGGAAGAGGAGGAGGAAGGCCAUGGCGGAGACGGACUCCAAGACCGUGCAGGAACUCACCGCCGUGGUGCAGACGCUGCUGCAACAGAUGCAGGACAAAUUCCAGACCAUGUCGGACCAGAUCAUCGGCCGCAUUGACGACAUGAGCUGCCGUAUUGACGACCUGGAGAAAAACAUUGCCGACCUCAUGACCCAGGCCGGAGUGGAGGAACUGGAAGGGGAAAACAAGGCGGCUCCAGCCAAGAAUUCAAGUGAGGAUGUGAAAUGAGGCACUGUCCACAGACCCGGAGGGGCAGGACUCUUGCAAUAAUAAUCUGUGAUGGGAUCUGGAGAGGAACGUUUUGCAAGCCUACAGGGAUUUCCAAGACGAUGGCUAGUGUGUCGAAGUUUUUUUCUACGGCCGUAGAACCUGCAUCCUUGAUGUACCUUGUCUAACUACAAUUUCUAUCCUGGUUUUUCUUGUGUAUUGUGAAUUUAACACAGUUUUGAAAAUUAUUGCGUUCUGGUUAUUAAAAAAAAGAGAGUCGGAUGGAAUCCAGCCAAAAUUUUAGUCAUGUUGCACUUUUAAAUAAGCAUGCAUCCUAACUGUGUUGUGAAUAUGUAACCAUUUCUUACAGAAGUGUCACAGAACUAAAAUAGUUGACAGCCAUGUCUCUCUUCUGACUUCUGCCCAUGGGGUUUGACUCUGAAGGCCAACAACUAAUAGAUCACUGGAUUUUUUAAAUACAUAUUGUUCUAAGGAAUCUGCUUUAUUUUAGGAUAUGAGGAUUUCCUGAGAGGCCUGAGAGAAGAGACAAAUAAGCAGGGCUUCCUAAAAUGGAGCCACGUUGGGUGUCAUAUCCCUUGUCCAAAAUGAUCUGAAAUUGCUGAGACAGUGACGCUUUUGCUUUUUGGUGGCUCAAGUUUUGUUUUAUUAUGCACAAAUUACUUUUAAAAUUGUAUAUUACCUUCCAGCUGUGUGUAUAAGGUGUAUAUGAAACAUAAAUGAAUUUGUUUAGACUUUG